ACGUGCAGGAUGCCGGCCCUCGAGGACCAACUUUGGGCGCCCCUGGUGUAAAUAAACAUGCAAUGCAAAUGAAAGAAUGCUUCAAAUGUUAAUACAAUAGUGUUCCCAUAAAUCAGAGUGGGAAGUUGUUUCAAAAUGGCAGCAGACCAUUUUGGUCUUGGUACCCGACAGAUUAGCAGAUAGCUUUAGCCUCCGGGAACCAACUAAUCCACCUUAACAUAAAAAAACAAUGCAAAGACCGAUCUCUGCUGCACAUUAGAUAAUUUACUUUUUACCUUUUUACUAGAUCUUUACUUCAAAAACCCAAAACCAUCCUCUUUAGAUAACUAUAAAAUACUGUUUGCACAAAUUACUGAGUUUGUCUUGGUCCAGCUGUUUCGCCAAAGUAAAGAUAGAAUGAGCCCUUUUACAACAAAGUUGGGAAAGUCAUUGUUUUCCCUGUGGUCAUGGAUGAUCAAUAACUACAUGGUGGUUGAAUACAUAAUGAAGUUGGGGAUUAGGUUACCAAGAGAAAAUCUGUGCAUCAGAGCUAGCAAACAGUAAGGUCGACCCUAGUUUACUUUAACACUUUAAUUUUUCUUAACUUUAGGAUUCACCAAACUGUUCCUUACCUAAGUCAAUGGAUGUUUAAACAAGUAAAGAUAACAAAGAAAGUUACAGCAAUAAGUUUUAAUGACCAAAGGUUUACAUGACAUAAUCUCAAACGGCCAUAAAAUUAUCUAAAGCAGAAGGUUAGGAGAAAGGGUCUACUGAGCGUGCUGAAGAAAUACGGAGGGGAGGGGGGAUUUUUUUUUUAAGAGUCAGAUUUCCCUAGUCCAUGGAUCCUGGGAGUCACUCGGCUCCAAACUGAGAGAGUCUUUGUGCAGAGAGAGAGAAAGAGAGGAGGAGAGAGAGGGAGAGAGUCGCAGUGUGACUUCAGGUCUGAACGGUGAGGGAGAACAGAGGGAGCACAGAGUCUGCCGCACUUUCAUCACACACAUGUAGCUGGAAUUGCCUGCCAAAGCAGCAUUUUCGUGUUUUACUCUGCAAAAUGUGUCAAGGGUGGCCUCCUGCCCUUCUUCUCGCCCUGCUGUGCAGGAUGGUUGCAGCCCAGCAGCUCAUGGACGAGAAAGCUUCAGGAAGUCAUCUGGACCUGAUGGAUCUGAUUGGCAUCCCUCUGCCUCCCGCCGUCUCCUUCACCAAUGGUUUCCAGGGGUUUCCGGCGUACAGCUUCGGAAGCGACGCCAACGUCGGCCGACUCACAAGGACAUUUGUGCCCGGGCCUUUCUACAGGGACUUUGCCAUUAUUGUCACGGUGCGUCCGACCGCCCAGAGAGGAGGCGUCCUGUUUGCCAUCACAGACGCCCAUCAGAAGGUAGUGGAGCUGGGUUUGGCCCUGACGCCGGUCCACGGAGGCCUCCAGCGAAUCGUUCUGUACUACACCGACACGGAGCAGGCGUCCCACAGCCACAAAGCUGCUGCCUUCAGCGUCCCAGACAUGACGGACCAGUGGACACGGUUCACGUUGGUGGUGGAGCAUAAUGAGGUGCGUCUUUAUAUGGACUGCGGUGAGGCUGAGAGGACGACUUUCCGUCGCAGGCCAGAGAAACUCACCUUUUCACCAAACUCUGGCAUUUUUGUCGCAAACGCAGGAAGCACAGGCCUCGAUAAGUUUGAGGGGUCUGUUCAGCAGCUGAUCAUAAGGGAUGAACCCAGAGCAGCAGAGGAGCAGUGUGAAGAGGAUGUGACGCAGGCCUCGGGGUAUGCGAGCGGAGACGAUCCUCUGGAUGACAGAGAGACAGAGGUGGACUCCAGAAAAAGGGAAGAUGGCGUCAAACGGCCAGUCGUCUCUCUGAAGGGUGAGAGCAACUUCCCUGUUGAAGCUCCGCCCACUGUUUUACCAGAGGUGGAGCUUGAUGAGUAUUCUGGUCACAUGACUCCAACAGCAGCCAAUGAGGACCUGCUGAUAACAGAGUCUCAUCAAACAGAAGAGGCAGGAGAGCGACCUGGACACGUUCUCAUCAGGCCUGGCUUGAAAGGGGAACCAGGAGAUCGUGGACCGCCGGGGCCACCGGGGCCUCCUGGUUCUCCGGGACCUCGCUACGUACACAAAGAGGGCCGUGGGAAACCUGGGCCACAAGGACCUCCUGGAGCCCCGGGAACACCAGGGGGCGAUGGACAAAAGGGAGGCAAAGGUGAAAAAGGUGAAGUGGGUCAAAAAGGACAACAGGGAUUUCCAGGUUUGAGCGGAGAGGCUGGAGCUAAAGGAGACAAGGGAGACCCAGGCGUUGGUUUGCCAGGCCCCCCUGGUCUUCCAGGACCCCCAGGACCUCCCAGAUCCCGCAGUGUCCCAUAUGGACCAGAUGCCCUUGGUUCUGGCUUUGAGGAUCUGGACACCGAUACUGUUUUCAUCAGGGGUCCAGCAGGUCCUCCGGGGCCUCCGGGACCACCCGGGCCUCCUGCACCCCAACUGUCAUCAGAACUGACCCCUAGCCAUCCCGGACCCCCGGGUUCACCUGGUGGUGAUGGACUUCCAGGCGAACAGGGAAUACCAGGUCCCGCAGGGACAGAUGGCUCCCCGGGCCCACCAGGGGGUGCUGGACCAAAGGGCGACCAAGGGACACCUGGACCACCUGGACCAAAGGGUGAAAGUGGAGAUGCGGGCCCACCAGGAUCUCCUGGACUCCAAGGGCCCAAUGGUCGACCAGGAAGAAAGGGACCUGCAGGUCCACCAGGACCCCCUGGCCCACCUGGCCCUCCAGGAACCAAAGUCCUUGUAGAGGAUAUGGAGGGAUCGGGAAAGAGCGACUUGUUAAUUAGGACAGGAGUAAGAGGACCGCAGGGCCCUCCUGGCGUACCAGGUCCCCCUGGACCACCGGGUGAGGACGGCGCUCCCGGUGUUCCUGGGCUUUCCGUCAAGGGGGAACCAGGGAAACGAGGACCAGACGGCCUUCAGGGCUUUGCAGGACUGCCAGGUCCUAGAGGGUCCAAAGGAGAAAAGGGCAGCCCAGGACCAAAGGGCGAGCCAGGUGCUGACGGGCUCAGUAUCACAGGACCGCCCGGGCCUCCCGGACCUCCAGGACCUGUUGCAAACCUACAGGAACUGCUCCAGAACGCUACAGAUGGGAUGUUAAACUUCACAGAGUUCAGAGGACCCCCGGGGCCCAGGGGUCCUGAAGGUUUGCCGGGACAAGCCGGAUUUCCAGGCCCUAGAGGACCAAAGGGAGACAGAGGCCCUCAAGGUAUUGAGGGAGCUACAGGAGAGAAGGGAGAAAAGGGCGAACCUGGCGUGACAAUUGCUGCAGAUGGAUCUACUUUGUCUGGACCGAGGGGCCCUCAGGGGCCAAAGGGCCCAAAGGGCGACCGGGGCUUCCCAGGAGCCAUAGGACCUGUGGGACCGAUGGGAUAUCCUGGUCAAAAAGGAGAGUAUGGUUUCCCUGGACGCCCAGGGCGACCCGGUAUGGUGGGGAGAAAAGGCGACCGAGGAGAAUCUGUCAGCCUGCCGGGUCCUCCCGGUCCUCCGGGUCCUCCUGGUCCACCAGGAAGAAUUCUCGGUCUAAAUGGAGAGUCGGUGACGAAGAGAGACUCUGUGGGACUAAAAGGAGCCAAAGGCGAUGAAGGGACGCCUGGUGAGCCGGGAACGCCCGCACCCCCGUUACCUGACGCGGCAGAGGGAGCUAAAGGCGAUCUGGGGGUCAAAGGUGAAAAGGGAGAAAAGGGCGACGCGGGCCAGCCCGGUCCUCCAGGACUUCCAGGGAAAUCCGGACUUGUGGGUCCAAAGGGGGAGUCCGUUGUAGGUCCCCCAGGUCCGGCUGGUACUCCUGGUCCACCCGGAGCUCCCGGGCUCGGACAACCUGGGCCCCGAGGCCCGCCUGGUCCUGCCGGGCCCCCCGGACCGGCCCCCGAAUAUGGAUCUGACGUCAGUGUCCCUGGUCCUCCCGGUCCUCCCGGUCCACCAGGAUCUCCAGGCUACGCUAACCCGGUGACGACCUUCAAGACUGUCAAGGCUCUCAGCAGAGAGACCAGAGACCAGAGAGCCGCCGAGGGAACGCUGGCGUACGUGUCCGAGAGAGGGGGGGAGCUGUACAUCAGGGCACGCAACGGGUGGCGCAAAAUCCAGCUCGGAGAGCUGAUUCAAAAUGGAGCUUCCUCAUCAGAAGCGUCUCAGGCUCUGAGCAGAGCGGGAGAUCGGAGCCGACCACAAAGAGUUCACAGCCAGGAACUGCAGGAGGGCAGCAGGGGAUUCCAGCCCAGCUACAAUAUCUUGCCACAGACCAUUGAGUCCGUACCUGGACUCCAUCUAGUGGCGCUGAAUGCGCCGCUCAAAGGCGACAUGCGCGGCAUCCGCGGGGCAGACUUCCUGUGCUACCAGCAGGCGCGCUCCGUGGGGCUUACCGCCACCUACAGGGCCUUCCUGUCAUCACACCUCCAGGACUUGGCGACCAUAGUACGGAAGGCUGACCGCAACAACCUGCCGGUGGUUAAUCUGAGGGGGGAAAUAUUGUUCAGCACUUGGACCUCCAUAUUCUCUGAGAAUGCGGGCAUGUUCAACCCGUUGACACCCAUUUAUUCUUUCGAUGGACGCAACAUAAUGACUGAGCCAGCAUGGCCGGAGAAGCUGGUGUGGCACGGCUCCAGCAAGGUGGGCACCCGCCUGACCGCCAACUACUGCGAGGCGUGGCGGACGGGCGACGUGGCGGUGACGGGCCAGGCGGCGCUGCUGCAGACGGGUCGUCUGCUGGGACAACACCCCCGCUCCUGCUCCAACCACUACGCAGUGCUGUGUAUAGAGAACACAUACGUGGGAAACAUACCCCAACGGAGAACCUGAAGAAACACACACACACACACACACAUAUUAACACACAUGCAGGCAUGUUGAAAGUGGGAAAUACGAUUGGGGGAAAAACGCAUUUAGGCACAUGAAACACACACACAUAGAUACGUGUGUUUCAUGUGUGUGUGUAAAAUAUUGUUUUAUUUUUGUGUUUAGUUCCCACCUGAAAGGCGGCGUGAGACGGCAGCUCAACAUGUCCGUCCAGGUCUAGAGCUCAGUUAUUUUUGUAGUCUCUAACAGAGUAAAAAAUAAAAUGAAUAAUAAUAAUUAAAAAAAACAUUGUCAGUGUUUGAGAGCUGCCAGCUUUACGAUGUUUCUGGGGCUUCUUUGUUUUCCUGCUCUACAGACAAACUGGUAGAGAAACGUAGCAGAACUGCUGUAAAAUAAACCGCAAAGUCGCCGGUCUGGUCUGAAGAGACAAAGUCUCCUUUUUCCUGUUUUCAAACUAAAGUGACGUUUCACAUCUUAAGAAAGGUCUGAUGAGACAUGCAGCGAUAUCGGACUAAACGACUUACAACACCACACGUCAAAAAAAAAAGAGUCAUACAAUAUAUUGCUUCUAUUGCAGUAGCAUAAUCUCACACAUUAGAAAAAAAAUUUAACAAAGACUUCUACAAAAUGUCUUUUUUUUUUUUUCACCAUUAUUUUUCCUAAAAGACUCAAAAAAUUUCUUUGACAAAAGAUUUUCUAAAAAAAAAAAAUCCAAUUACAAAAGAUUCUUUUCUAGAAAAAACAUUUUUUUCUACUGGAAAAAAAUUAGAGCAAUUGUUUGACUUCUAAAAAUUUGUUUGUCAAAAAUUCUUUUUCAAAUAAAUUUCUGAGAUUUUUGAAGCAAAGUUUGUACUGCACCUAUUGGCAUUCUAAUUGCAACAGAAUCAUUUUUGUAAAGACUUAACAUUUUCAGAUUGACUACUAACUUGAAAAGGAUCAUUAGUUUGACCCAUUCCGCUCUUCAAAAUAGGAAAGACAGUAACUGGACUAUUGAUCUUCCCAGAAUAAGGAAACGGCUACAAUAAAGUGGAUGUUUGUCUGAAUUUGCCAAUAUCUCUAUUAGUUCACCUAUUAGAAAAAAAAACGUCUGUGAUUUUUUUCUAUUUAUACAGUAGCAUGUCCUAGAAAAACAUAGCUAGUAUGCAUUCACAUGUUGCUGUUUGAAGUUGAAACAUGUGUUUGUUGACAUUGUCCAGUUGUUUGUUUUUUUGUAAUACUGUAGACGUCUUUUUCUUUUUUAAUGAAGCACACUAAAUGACUGAUAAUCUCCUCACCACGCUUUGAUUGAAAUGUUCUGCCUGUAAAGUUGACUGUUAGUUGUUCUACUGUCUGAUUGUAUCUUCUGUUGAAACAAAAACUUGACUUUCUUGUACUUACCUUCUGGUGCUCUCUAAAUAAAGUGUCUGAUUUUUAAUUU
This is a messenger RNA of Xiphophorus couchianus (Monterrey platyfish), 6224 nucleotides long. It is a transcript of the gene col15a1b, whose product is annotated as collagen, type XV, alpha 1b. The coding region runs from base 1031 to 4810 and encodes 1259 amino acids. Gene Ontology annotation, cellular component: collagen type IV trimer. The transcript is spliced from 43 exons. Lineage: Eukaryota; Metazoa; Chordata; Actinopteri; Cyprinodontiformes; Poeciliidae. The record is from RefSeq and is a predicted model, not a curated record. Gene Ontology annotation, molecular function: extracellular matrix structural constituent conferring tensile strength. Gene Ontology annotation, biological process: extracellular matrix organization.